Psylliodes chrysocephalus is the source of this 351-nucleotide messenger RNA. NCBI's taxonomy places the organism in Eukaryota, Metazoa, Arthropoda, Insecta, Coleoptera, Chrysomelidae. The record is from the annotation of a GenBank genome assembly.
AUGGCAGUACAAAAGUACUACUUGUGUUCAAGUCUAGUGCAGCGUUCACCUGACUCUUCAGUGCUUAAAAAUAUAUCUGAACCCUUAGAACAAGACAUUGAAGGACCAAGCUCCUCAAAAAAUGAUUCUGAUUUGGAAGGUAUGUCAAAUGAGCCAAAAUGCUUUUCCCAAAAUGAGUUAGAUGAUCUUGUAAGAGAUUUAAAUCUUUCUAAACAAGCUUCAGAAUUGUUAGCAUCAAGACUGAAAGAAAAAAAUUUGCUUUCCUCAGAUACUAAAAUAAGUUUUUAUCGUGAAAGAGAUAAAGAAUUACCGCGUUAUUUUUCCGAAGAAAACGGUACUACCUUUUAUUGA